AUGACAUAUAUUACUAAAACAUUCUGUAAUUUUGUAUUCAAAUAUAUUCGAUUGUCAUCACUUGUGCUCUCGUUCACUACUACUACUACUACUACUACUACUACUACUACUACUACUACUACUACUACUACUACUACUACUACUACUACUACUACUACUACUACUACUACUACUACUACUACUACUACUACUACUACUACUACUACUACUACUACUACUACUACUACUACUACUACUACUACUACUACUACUACUACUACUACUACUACUACUACUACUACUACUACUACUACUACUACUACUACUACUACUACUACUACUACUACUACUACUACUACUACUACUACUACUACUACUACUACUACUACUACUACUACUACUACUACUACUACUACUACUACUACUACUACUACUACUACUACUACUACUACUACUACUACUACUACUACUACUACUACUACUACUACUACUACUACUACUACUACUACUACUACUACUACUACUACUACUACUACUACUACUACUACUACUACUACUACUACUACUACUACUACUACUACUACUACUACUACUACUACUACUACUACUACUACUACUACUACUACUACUACUACUACUACUACUACUACUACUACUACUACUACUACUACUACUACUACUACUACUACUACUACUACUACUACUACUACUACUACUACUACUACUACUACUACUACUACUACUACUACUACUACUACUACUACUACUACUACUACUACUACUACUACUACUACUACUACUACUACUACUACUACUACUACUACUACUACUACUACUACUACUACUACUACUACUACUACUACUACUACUACUACUACUACUACUACUACUACUACUACUACUACUACUACUACUACUACUACUACUACUACUACUACUACUACUACUACUACUACUACUACUACUACUACUACUACUACUACUACUACUACUACUACUACUACUACUACUACUACUACUACUACUACUACUACUACUACUACUACUACUACUACUACUACUACUACUACUACUACUACUACUACUACUACUACUACUACUACUACUACUACUACUACUACUACUACUACUACUACUACUACUACUACUACUACUACUACUACUACUACUACUACUACUACUACUACUACUACUACUACUACUACUACUACUACUACUACUACUACUACUACUACUACUACUACUACUACUACUACUACUACUACUACUACUACUACUACUACUACUACUACUACUACUACUACUACUACUACUACUACUACUACUACUACUACUACUACUACUACUACUACUACUACUACUACUACUACUACUACUACUACUACUACUACUACUACUACUACUACUACUACUACUACUACUACUACUACUACUACUACUACUACUACUACUACUACUACUACUACUACUACUACUACUACUACUAUUACUACUAUCAAUUUGUGUUUCUACAUAUUAUGUUCAGUGACGUAA
Schistosoma bovis is the source of this 1512-nucleotide messenger RNA. Lineage: Eukaryota; Metazoa; Platyhelminthes; Trematoda; Strigeidida; Schistosomatidae. The record is from the annotation of a GenBank genome assembly.